GGGGCGGGCCGGCGGAAGCGGGCGGCGGCGGCGAUGGCGCUGCGGGGCGGGCGGCGGGCGGCGAUGCCGGGGUAGCGGCGGGCGGCCAUGGCGCGGGGAGCCGGCCCGCUGCGGCUGCUCCUGCUGCUCCUGCUGCAGCUCCUGGCGCUCCCCGCCGGCCGCGGCAACCGCACCGGGCCCGACUCCCUCUAUGUCUCCGAGUACUUCUCCCAGAGCGCACAGAAGCUCUCCUUCUACAGCUGGUAUGGGAACGCCAAGCUCUUCCACUUCCGUGUGCCAGAAGACACUGUGCUGCUUCGCUGGCUCCUGCAAGCGUCCCGGGGGAAAGGACCUGAGUGCACCAACAUGGAGAUCACAGUGCACUUUCGCUAUGGAGCCCCUCCCGUAAUUAAUCCGCUGGGCACUGAUUUUCCUGCAAAUGCGACCGUCCGUCCUUCCUAUAGCAUAAGCAUCACUCUGAGCAGCGCUGUGCAAAACACCACCUUUGUGAACGUCACCACCCCUGCUGCCGGAGACUGGUUCAUCGCUGCCCAUCUCCCUGAGGCUGCGGGCAGGAUCGAAGUGAAGGGUUUCUCCACUCCGUGCCCCUAUAUGUUCCAGGCAGAUAUGUUUGUGCUCAGACUCGCUGAUAUGCCUGUUCUGGAGCCUGGUGUUGCCAUGCCACAAACCGUCGUCUCGCCUGCUAAGGCGCUGCAUGUCAAGGUCUUUGUUCCCAAGCACACCGCAGUGAUGUGGCUUGAGCUGCGGAACUGCAUGUCAGGCGAGCAAAAAGCGUGCGCCGUGCGGGUAGUGCUGGGCUCCAUCACGCUGCCCCAGUCCUUCCAGAGGAUCAUCACCUGCGUGGGGAAGGUAAACUGCAGCCUGGCCUUGGAUUCGCCUCCCUGGGAGAAGUGGCUGCAGAUCAUGGUGGAGAGUCUCGGCGCUGCCAAUGCCAGUGUGUCUGUGGAGAUGCUGGCUUCUUUCAGAGCUUGCAGACCAGGCAGUACCAGUUCAUUCCUUAACUUCGGCAGCCUAAACCAGAGCCAAACUGGUCCGAGACCGGGUAGCGCAGGAGCAGCAGGGAGCCCCACUCUGUCUACGGGAGAGACUUCACGCAAUGCGUCCGACCGGAGGAGCUUCUGUCUGCAGAACCAGCCCGUCGUCCGUGAGGACCUGGAUGUGGUGUCUGUGCGCUACAGGCUCUUGAAUGGUCCCAGCGUGCCCGUGAACUCCCUCUCCCCGACCCUCCUCCUCCUCAACCUGAACACUGGCAUGGACAGCGGGGGUUCCCUCGUGGUCAAUCUCCUGCUCAACAAGACGUCCGUGAGCCUGGCCAACGCCACCGUGGUAGCGUGUGUGAGUGCUGCUUCGCCGGUGCUGUCCCUCAAUGCCACGCACAACUGCAGCACAGCUUUUUUCCAGGGCUACCCUCUGCGUGUGAGCACGUCCUCCCCGGAAGCGAUGCUGAUUGUGCUGUACCCGCAGACGGAUGACUGGUUCCUCUCCCUGCAACUCAUCUGCCCAAAGGGCCAGGGUGAAUGUAACGCCGCAGAAGCCAAAGUGACCGUCUUCGCAUACCUCACCCCCUGCUUCAAUGACUGUGGGCCGUAUGGACAGUGCAGCCUCCUGAGAAGACACGGCUACCUCUACGCCGGCUGCAGCUGCAAGGCUGGUUGGGGCGGCUGGAGCUGCACGGACGUUACCAAGGCCCAGUCUGUCAGUGCGCAGAACCUGGCCACCCUCCUGCUCACUCUGAGCAACCUCAUGUUCCUGCCAGCUAUAGCGGUUGCUGUUUAUCGCUACUACCUGGUGGAGGCCUCCGUCUACACCUACACCAUGUUCUUCUCCACGUUCUACCACGCGUGUGACCAGCCAGGCGUCGCGGUGAUGUGCAUCAUGAACUACGACACACUACAGUACUGUGACUUUUUGGGCUCUGUGGUGUCCAUCUGGGUGACGAUCCUGUGCAUGUCCCGAGUGAAGAAGAUCCUGAAAUACGUCCUUUUCGUCUUGGGGACCCUGUUAAUUGCCAUGUCCCUGCAGCUGGACCGCAGAGGGGUGUGGAACAUGAUGGGUCCCUGCCUCUUUGCCCUCGUCAUCAUGAUUGCAGCGUGGGUCUACCACGGAGUGAAGCGCAGACACUGCUACCCCCCCUCGUGGAAGCGCUGGGUUUUCUACCUCCUCCCAGGGAUCACCUUGGCUUUCAUCGCCAUCUCAGUAUAUGCAUUCAUGGAAACCAAUGAGAACUACUACUACACCCACAGCAUCUGGCACGUGCUGGUGGCUUCCAGCGUCGCUUUCCUGCUUCCUCCUCGGGACAAGCAUAAGAAGCCCUGGGCCUGGUCGCAGAAGCUCACUUGUCGCUAUCAGAUCUGCCAGAACGACCGUGAGGAGCUCUAUGCUGUGACCUGAACCGCUCGGCUCCCGGCGGCAGAGGCAGAGGGCUGGCGGGGCUGCUCUUUGCCUGGGCUGCCCGUCACUCGCACGUCGGCAAUCCCCUUAAACACGCUCAUUCACUGGCCGGGAGAGCGCAGUACGGACCAGGUUUAAAGAGGAUGAUGAUGUGCUUGUCUUGCGAAGGCAAGGUUGAGGCCACCUCUGCUUUUCUGCUGGGAUGGGGCAGGCUUUUCGUGGUUCUAGAUCAAGGAAUAGCCUGUCCCCCACUUUCCCCAUGGCCCUGGGGGAGAUCGCCACCCCUUCCUCCCCUCCUGCUGCAUCCAUCAGGCUUGGGCUUAGCCCACGCUGGGCUGGAGCCAGGGCUUCGGCUGCUGGGCUCCUCCCUGCACAUCCCGUCCCAGCAGAGGGCUGUAGGACAGGGAUUUCCCCUGCCACCCUGCAAUCAGCAUUGGAACCUAAAAGAAGAAGGGGUUUCUUCUGACCCUUGGGGGGGUGGUGUGGGGUGUGUGCAAAUGCUGCUGUGGUGCUGAUGGGGAGGCAGGGAGCUGAUCUCAGCGUGCCCUGAGCCCUUGGUCACCGUCUCUGCAGGGGCCCUGUGAAACGGGUGGUGCUGCUCUUACCUACUCCUGAUUCUGGGGGGGGCAAGAAUGAGGCCAGGACUUGAGCCCUGGAUUCAGGAUCAGACUUGGCAGGAAUGUGAAAAAAAAAAAAAAAACACAUGGGAAGGUGCAAGAGGCAUCAGCAGCAUCUAGCCCCGAGCUGUGAAACCCACGGCAGUGCAGGGUUUAGUCUAAGUUUAACUUUAGCCCUUUGAGCUCAUCUGGAAGGAGGCAGGCUGCUGCACUGUCCCCUUCUGCUCUCCAUGUUCAGGUAUUCACCGUCUUCCUCCCUUUUGUGGGUUGGAUGUGUGCGUGGCUCUACCGGGGCAGCGUAGGGGGUCCAGGAUGGUGUCCGAGCUGCCCGGCCCCUGCUCCUUCAUCCUCCUGGAUGUGCUGUGGGGUCACAGCCCCAUCUGAGACCACCAGCGGUGUCCCACCCCAGCCAGGAGCAUCGCUGUGGGCUCCUUUGCAGCGUCUGUCUCACCUUAGCCUUACCAUAGGGCACGCAGGCAUCGGAAAGCGAGGGCAGAAACUUGGCAACCAGGCAAGUUGUCUUCGCCCAUCCUUAUUCUGUAGAUAAGGGCUCAAACGCAUCGUUCCUUGCUGGUUUAUUCCGGCUGUGGUCGGUCUGGUGUGGAGCCCCCCUCCACGGAGCCCCUCAGGAAAGAGCUCUCUAUGAAGGAUUUGCCUCCUAGUUUGUAGGAAACGGGUUUAUUCCUUUGCUCAGAGAAGCGCCCAGCCUUCUGCUCAGCUCUGCACUUUAUCCCUCCCCGGCCUCCGCAAGCUCCGACUCUUCCAGCGGACGCAGGACGAGUGAAGGGGGCUCGUGUGCGCCCAACCGCUGUCGUCCCCGUGUCCCCUGCGUCCCCCCCCGGCCCUUCAGCCGCCGCCGGCAGCGGGUGGCGCAGGGCCCUCAGCCCUUCCUCGGACUUUUAUCACUUUUAGGCACUUUUUUCUCCCCCUUUCUCUCUCGGUUUGCACAGCGGCGUGGCAGCUCCUUCACGGCCGCGGCCCCCGGCCUUGGCCCCAGUGCUGCCAUUACCCGAGAAAAGCAAUAAUUCCUCGCCCGCGAGGCGGGAGAAGCUUUGGGGCAAAAAAUCCCCAUAACGUGAUUGUUUAAUUUUGUGUUUGAUCCUUGAAGUUCUGCUUUUGCCGCCCCGUCCCCCACCCCCGGUCCCCGCGACUGUUGGCCCUGGCACAAGGUUGUGUCAGGCCCCUGGGAGGGGUGUGGGGGGGUGUUAAUUAUUUUGGGUAAAAUGGGCGAAUUCUGGUGUCUGGGGGGAAAAAAAAAUAAUGUAUGGGUUGUUGGGUUUUUUUCUUUGCUGUUAAUACCUGUGAUUAUUUUAUACGGUAAA
Molecule: messenger RNA, 4330 nt
Organism: Chroicocephalus ridibundus (black-headed gull)
Lineage: Eukaryota; Metazoa; Chordata; Aves; Charadriiformes; Laridae
Gene: PGAP6
Product: post-GPI attachment to proteins 6
Exons: 13
Coding region: 88-2391 (767 amino acids)
Cellular component (GO): membrane
Source: RefSeq, a predicted model, not a curated record